UUUUUCCUCUUCUUAUUUCUCCUCUUCUCCUUUCGCCUUUUCCUUCGCCAAACCAUCUCCUUUUGCUUCACCGUCCAAAGCGCCGUGGCCACAUCCAACUCACCGACACCGAAAAAGCAUAAGAAAUUGCAAGGGAAAGUGAGAAAUUUGGCUCUUUUAAGAUCCAUUUCUGCAAAAAACCCACUACUUUUUCUUUUUUUUUUGGUUCAAUACCCAGAAUUUUUGUUUGGGUUUUGGUCAUCUGCUGCAAUUGUCCUGUUUCUGUGCCGAAGAUUGGAUUUUGAUCUUCGCUUGAGAUUUCACGACUUGAAUAGUAAACCAUAGAGGAUUAUACUAUGGCUAUUGUGGCGAAGGAUUUUGGGUUCCAUACAAGAAGAGUUAUGAUUAUUUCCAUCAGAACUAUUUACAGAUCUGUUCGCGCUCAUCCCGUUCUUUCCAGUUUGGGUCUUUUCUUGCUUGUACUAUACAACUUAUUUCCUUCUCUAUUCGCUUUCCUCAUUUCCUCCUCUCCUGUCCUUAUCUGCACUACUCUUCUUCUUGGAACCCUUCUGAGCUUUGGAGAACCAAAUAUUCCUGAAAUUGAAGAAGAGAAAACCAAUACUCGGGAAGUUUCAUCUUUGAAAGCUGGGCCUUCUAGCAAUGAUCUUCGUGUGCACCAAGAUGAGAGUGUUACUUCUCAGUCCCAUGUACGAAAUGGAUUGAUGAAUGAGGAAUCGCCGUUAGAAGAGAGUGCGUUUAGUGAGGAAACUGAUUGUGUUUAUAGUGAUGGAGAGGAGCAUGUUCCUCUUGUGAAAAGAGACGAUGAGAGAGACGAGAAAGAUGAUUCUUGUUUGGCUGCGAUACAUUCCGUUAAGAAUGAUGUCGAAAUGAUUAAUGUUGAGAACCUAAUCAAUAAAGAAAGAGAUGUUCAUGGUCUGGAAAAGGCUGAGAAGAUCGAGGAUCCUGUCGAGAAGCAAGAUGAAGUUGGUGAAGCUGUUCAUGAUUCUCCUACUACCAACGGAAAGGAAGUUGAAGACCUUGGAAUGGGGAUUGAUAAGCCCGAAGCGAAUAACGAAUUUGGUUUCUCUUUGGGUUCUCCUUGGCAGCGCAUCAGCGAUCAUGAUGAUGUUUCUGAUUCUGAGUCUGAUCGGGCUGAGAGCUCCUCUCCUGACGCGUCUAUGGCCGACAUUAUUCCUAUGCUUGAUGAGCUCCACCCACUUUUAGAUUCUGAAUCUGCUCCUCCAAAUAUCAAACAUAUUUCAGCUUCUGCUUCAGACCAUGAAUCUGAUGAUUACCAUGACGACGAUGACGACGAUGACGACGGUGAUGAUGAUGAUGAUGAUGUUGAUGAUGAUGAAAGUGUGGAAGAAGGAGCUGAAAAUAAUGGGGCCGAAGAAAAUAAGGAAGUGGAGGGGAAGAAAGAAGAUGAAAAUGAAGCUGUAGUCUCGUGGACGGCAGAUGAUCAGAAGAAUCUAAUGGAUCUUGGUUCGUCCGAGCUUGAAAGGAAUCGAAGGUUGGAAAGCUUAAUUGCAAAGAGGAGAGCAAGAAAGAAUUUUCGGUUUGAUCUUGAGAGGAACUUAAUAGACCUCAAUGGCAACGAUUCUAUGGAGUUAUCGCGCUUUCGGCUUGCACCCAUUUCCGCACCCCGAGGUAAUCCUUUCGAUCUUCCCUAUGAUUCGGAGGAAACAAUGGAUUUACCCCCAAUUCCCGGUUCGGCUCCUUCCGUUUUACUUCCUAGGGGUAAUCCGUUUGAUCUUCCUUAUGAUCAGCCAAAUGGAAGUGACAAUGCCCUAAGAGAGACUUGGAGCCCUAGGGAGACUUUUGUGUCGGUUCCACAGAGGGAAAUGCUUUUCAGACGGCAUGAGAGCUUCAAUGUGUCUGGUGGGGAGCUUCGCCAAGAGAGGCGUGCUUCGAUGUUGCGACCAUAUUUUGUUGCAGAGAAUAUUGAAUCGGAGGAAAGAACGUCUGCCACUUUUAACAGGCAAUACAGCGAUAAGAGUGAUUCGAAGUUGAGUUCAGUUCCAGAAUCAGAUACCGUUUCUUCAGUUACUGAUUUGGAUUAUAAUAAGGACUUUGUUGAGCAGGAAUUUCAUCCUGAGGACGAAAAUGAGAAUUUACCCUUGGAUGAAGUUGAAGCAGCAGUUGUUGAGCGAGAGACGAAUGAAGAAUUUAUUGUGACCAAUGACCAUGAAAUUCACUUGAAUAAUCACAUGAAUGUCGAGGAAACUCAGCAAAAUGUUCAAUUCAUUGGAUCUUUGGAGGAAAAUCAUGGUGAAGCAAUAAAUCUAAGUUCAACAAUUUCAGAUGCUGGUGGAUUUGGAGAGAGCGAAGAGAAACAUGAGGAUUUGAUCUCCACUUCUUUGUCAGAAGCAACCACUAAAGGUUCCAUGGAAUUUCAUGACCGGAUAGAUAAUCUGGAAGUGGCACGGAACUCCAUGCUGUUAGGUCGUGCGGCUUCUGAUCUUAUUAGCUGGGAAGACAAAAUUGGCGACAAUCAGCUCACGGAGGUCGUCUACGAUUCUAGUCCACCAGCAACUGAGAAAUCUCUGUCUAAUGUAUCAGCGCUUAAUGAAGUGCUGUUCGAUGCAGGUAAAAGUAGCCUAAAUGCUAGUUCUUCAUUGGAAUCAAACAUGGAAAUGAAUUUAGAGAAGGAAUUUUCUGAAGUUGGAGACUUUCCGUCAAUUAAUACCAACCUGGUAGGAGAAAUGGCUUCUGACGAUGGAAAGAGUUGGGCAGCUUCAUCAAGUAUACCUUUAAUCGAUGGAAUCGAAUCAAAAUCAAGGGAGAUUGGCGAAUCUAAUGUUUCUGAGGUUGGUUUAUCAACGAUUCAUGUAGGUUCUGAAAAUUAUAUUAUCCAUCAAUUGAGUUCAGAUUUAAUGGAGAGCAAUUCGAGUUCAACUACUUUAAUCGAUAUCGGCGAUAUCCAUCAAAAGAAAGUUGAUGGUCUUGGUGAUCAAACGUCUAAUGUGGAUAACUUACUUUCGUCGGACGAUUUGAUCUCAAGCGUUCCGCCAUAUGCAGCUCAUUUUGAGAUGUCUCUUAUCAGUAGUAUGGACUUGCAUCCGAUACCCGAGGAGAAGGUAGAAGAUUUUAAAUCUGAAAAGGACCAAAAUAGCAAGUUAUUUUAUGAUUCGCUUGCUGGUUUAACUGGGUUUCAGGUCAUAGGGGGCGAAAAUAUCCAUGCAUCUCAUAUUGAACAAGAAUUAUCCUUCAUUGAUAUGAAUUAUGUAGUGGGAUCUGGUAAUCAUGGUGAUGAAACCAAACUGAUUAGCGAGACAGAUGAAGGAGGUUCGCUGUUUGUUCCUCCUCUUGUUCCUGUUCAUAAUGGUUCAACAGUGCUGAAAUAUGAGAAUGUGAUCGGCUCUGGUAUUGAUUUAAUUGAAUCAGGAGAUUUGAUUGAUUUAGUUCCAAGCAGGCUCGAAGGCAGUUCUUCAAAGUAUCUAGACGACUCGAACGAGGAGCUGCGUGUUUUUGAAGCUUGGCCUGGCGAGGAGCUCAACUCGCUAGUUAAGCAAAUCUAUGGAGGAGUGCAAGUAUCUUCUGUGUUAGACCCCACAGCAAAGGUCGAAGUCGAGCCGACUGAAUUUGGGCUUCGCAAAAGUGGUCCAGAGGUAAGGGAGACUGAUUUGGAGAUGCUAGUUUUUGAAGCCAGAUCAAUUGAAGAUGUAGGUUCAGCUUUCGAACAUCUAAGUACAGGUCGUGAUGAAACUAAAAUUUUGGAAGUCGGUGUUUCGGAAGUUAUACAAGGUAGAACGAACUUGGAGCUGAUUGAUGUUAAUCCGGAGACAAGAGAGACUGAUUCGGAGUUGCCUGUUCUUAAGCCGAAAUCGAUCGAAGAAUUGGAAUCAGCUUUUGAACAUUUAAGCAAGGGUCUUGAUAAAACUAACAUUUCAGAAGUUGGGUCGCCAGAUGUUACAGCAGGUAGACUAAAUUUGGAGAAAAAUGAGAUUAAUUCGGAUUUGCAGGUCGUUGAAGCAAAAUCUGUUGACGGCUUACAUGAAGCUUUUAAGCAGCUCUCUGGUGAAGCAGAAGCGAAAAAUGGGUCUGGAAAGUUUGAAGAAAAUGAAAAGCAUGUAGAGACUGACGUUCCUGAAGUCCAACCAGCUGAAGAGAUCGAGCAGGCAUCUGAAGCAGCAGUUAUUUCAGAAGCUGGCCGACAUUUGGAAAAAGAAGAUGAAAGAAAUGAUGAAGUUGCAGCCAUAACAGCUGUAGUUGGUUCAAACUCGAAGAAGACAGGCAAGAAACACAAGUCUAGGAAAUCCAGGUCGAGUUCGAGCUCGAGCUCGAGUGAUUCUGAGUGAUUCAUGGUUCAAGCAAAAAAAACAAAAAAAAAAAAAUUCUCUCUACAGUGCAUGUGUGUUCAUUGAUUUCACAGGUGUAUGACUAGGAGGCUUGUAGGGAAGGUGACUGUUUUGCCACGCAAUUACCUUGAAACUUUUUGUGUAGAUUCUGGUAGAGGGCUUUUACCUUUUUCUUUUCUUUUUUCUUGUAAGAAUUACUUCUUUUUUUGUUUGUGUGUGUGCGCGCGCGUUCUAUUUUGCUUGCGAGUUUUCGUGCCUUUAUACUUCUCUAACUGUCUUGUUGCUUGGAUAGAUGAUUGAGGCUUGGUUAUCUUGUAAUUUAUAUCUUUUAGUGUAAUGGAAUGGCAAAAAGACAUUUUUUGUGAAUGAAUGAAUGAAAUGAGUUCUCUCCUCA
Ananas comosus (pineapple) is the source of this 4674-nucleotide messenger RNA. RefSeq lists its product as uncharacterized. The record is from RefSeq and is a predicted model, not a curated record. The transcript has 3 exons. Bases 336 to 4280 code for a protein of 1314 amino acids. NCBI's taxonomy places the organism in Eukaryota, Viridiplantae, Streptophyta, Magnoliopsida, Poales, Bromeliaceae.